Messenger RNA from Aspergillus glaucus CBS 516.65, 1026 nucleotides. Its product is annotated as putative EF-hand calcium-binding domain protein. Lineage: Eukaryota; Fungi; Ascomycota; Eurotiomycetes; Eurotiales; Aspergillaceae. The transcript has 3 exons. The coding region runs from base 161 to 934 and encodes 257 amino acids. Gene Ontology annotation, cellular component: cytoplasm; nucleus. The record is from RefSeq and is a predicted model, not a curated record.
GCACUCCGAAGCCUGAAUCGACUCAGCUGAACGCUCUACAGCAAGGAGGCUAAGAUGGCAUGCUUACUUCAUCGAUGUUUGCCAUGUCUAGGCCGUCUUACCUGCAGCAGGUGGGGUAAUCUCACUCUCACCUGAAGAGAACUUCCCCUUCAUAUACCUCAUGAUGAGGGUCCUCUGUCUCCACGGAAAAGGUACCAGCGGUGUCAUAUUCAAAUCGCAAACCGCCUCAUUCCGCGCGCACCUGGCCCCCCUCAACAUCGACUUUGACUUCGUCGACGGCCCAAUUCCCAGCUCCCCAGCCCCGGGCAUAGACCUCUUCUACACCCCGCCGUACUACUCGUGGUGGGAAGGCGAAUCCGCCGAAGCCAUCAAGGCCGCUCGCCAAUGGCUCAAGUCACACCUUGUCCUCUCGGGCCCCUACGAUGCCGUCAUGAUGUUCUCGCAGGGCUGCACGCUCGGUUCGAGUGCGCUUUUGCUCAACGCACUUGAGGAACCGCGCUCGCCUCCGCUGUUCAAGGCUGCGAUUUUCAUUUGCGGUGGGCCUCCGCUGGCUGUCGCGGAGACAUUGGGGUACCAUAUGAGUACUGAGAUGCGGGAGAGGGAUAACUGGUCCCGUGCGGCGUUGGCGCAGCAGGCUGAUUCGUCUGCGAUUUUGAGCCAGGGGGCUGCGAGGUGGAGGGGCGGUCGGUGGGAUAUAUCGAAUGAGGAGCAGUUGCGGGACGAGAUGGAGUUUCCGUGGAGGGUUGAAAUUCCAACGGUUCAUAUUUAUGGGGAUAAGGAUCCGCGGUAUUUGGCGGGUGUGCAGUUGUCGGCGUUGUUUGAUACGGAUAAUAUGAAGACGUAUGCUCACGAUGGGGGGCAUGAGAUUCCGCGGAAGGAUGUGGUUAGUCGGAAGAUUGCGGAGUUGGUGAGGUGGGCGUUGGAGAGUGCUUAGCCUGCACAUGGUGGGAUAGACUCGGGAUAGAUAAAUUCGGACAUAGACUGAUUCAUAUUAAACCGAAAUUAUUGACAUAACUCAUAAGGACC